Meriones unguiculatus (Mongolian gerbil) is the source of this 1529-nucleotide messenger RNA. It is a transcript of the gene Pithd1, whose product is annotated as PITH domain containing 1. The transcript has 6 exons. Gene Ontology annotation, cellular component: nucleus. The record is from RefSeq and is a predicted model, not a curated record. NCBI's taxonomy places the organism in Eukaryota, Metazoa, Chordata, Mammalia, Rodentia, Muridae. Bases 111 to 746 code for a protein of 211 amino acids.
CUUUUACGACGCCCGAGUCGCGGCGCUUGGCGGCGGGCGCGGAGCCGUGCGAGCUCCGCUGGAGCGGCGGCGCCGGGGGAGUCGCGGACGGGCGGGCGAGCGCCGUCGCCAUGUCGCACGGCCACAGUCACGGCGGGGGCGGCUGUCGCUGCGCCGCCGAACGCGAGGAGCCGCCGGAGCAGCGCGGCCUGGCCUACGGGCUCUACCUUCGCAUUGACCUGGAGCGACUGCAGUGCCUCAACGAGAGCCGCGAGGGCAGCGGCCGCGGCGUCUUCAAGCCGUGGGAGGAGCGGACCGACCGCUCCAAGUUUGUUGAAAGUGAUGCUGACGAAGAGCUUCUGUUUAAUAUUCCAUUCACUGGCAACGUCAAGCUCAAGGGCAUCAUCAUCAUGGGAGAGGACGAUGACUCACACCCCUCCGAGAUGAGACUGUACAAGAACAUUCCACAGAUGUCCUUUGAUGAUACAGAAAGGGAGCCAGAUCAGACCUUUAGUCUGAACCGAGAUGUCACAGGAGAAUUAGAGUAUGCUACAAAAAUUUCCCGGUUUUCAAAUGUCUAUCAUCUUUCCAUUCAUAUUUCAAAAAACUUUGGAGCAGAUACCACAAAGAUCUUUUAUAUUGGCCUGAGAGGAGAGUGGACUGAGCUUCGCCGUCAUGAGGUGACCAUCUGCAAUUAUGAAGCAUCAGCCAACCCAGCAGACCACCGGGUCCAUCAGGUCACCCCACAGACACACUUCAUUUCUUAAGGGCUAGCCGGGGCUCCCUCAGAUGCGCUGUUAGUGAAGGUGUGCGACCACCUGCUGGGAAGGACUGGGAGGCUCCAGCAAGAGUUGCCUGCCACAGCCUCGGCCAGGCUCUGCCCUGGGGUUGCUGCAGGAACCUGGGCUGUGGAAACCACCCACCACCAGGAGCAGUAUGGGUGCCAAGGGACAGUCGUUUUGUAAGGCACUGCAGAAACCGGGUCUUAGGCUUGGUGGCAUCUGGCAGUCGUGAAUAAUGCUAACUUUUCCAGUCAGUGUGGCCAUGGGAUUCCAGUGUCUUGUUGCUUGUGGCACGUUUUUUGUGUGAUUUGCCUUUUUUUUUUUUUUUUUUUUUAAAAGGAAGCUUCCUCGGCUGCAGGAGUCCCUCUGAAACCCGAGUGUUGUGUCAGUGUUAGCCGCCAGGAGGGUCUCCAACUAGAAACACGUGUUCCUGCUUGCUCCUCCUCCCUGUCACUGCGCAACAUUUGUGUCAGGGUGCCUAGCUGGUAUCAUGUGUCACAGACUGUCCCGAGAUGGUGAUGUUUGACUACUUGAGAGAGGUCCCUCUCACUGUCCAGCCAAUCAGUUGGGAGAGCAUGGAGUUGUUUCUCUGUUUGGGUGACCUGGUUGGGGUAAGAUUGAGACUUAGUAAAUCUUCUCCUUGGUGUUUACUUGCUUCUAACUUGUAUUGUAAACCCAGUGCUCAAAUCUGGAGACCCUGGUUUUUCUGUUUGUGGCUUUUAUUCACUGUGACUAAUGAGCUUCUUAAUAAAUCCUUGCCAGACCUGA